AUGAUCCGUCAAUCCGUCAUUCGUCCUCUUACCACGACAACUCGCGCCAUCCUUACCCGGCCCUUCUCCGCAAUUGCUCCCAGAAUGGGUGAAGGUGAUACCGGUGCUACGCGGGCUGGCGGUGCCCAGGCUAGCGACCAAUUCCAGAAGCGUGAAGCUGCCCAGGAGAGUCUCUACAUCCACCAAAAAGAGCAGGAAAGGCUCCUUGCUCUCAAGAAGAAGGUUGAAGAACAGCGCAAGCACUUGGAUGAGCUGGACAAGCACCUUGACGAAUUCACCCAGGGCAAGAAAUAG
Aspergillus puulaauensis is the source of this 294-nucleotide messenger RNA. RefSeq lists its product as uncharacterized. NCBI's taxonomy places the organism in Eukaryota, Fungi, Ascomycota, Eurotiomycetes, Eurotiales, Aspergillaceae. The coding region runs from base 1 to 294 and encodes 97 amino acids. The transcript is spliced from 4 exons. Gene Ontology annotation, molecular function: ATPase inhibitor activity. Gene Ontology annotation, cellular component: mitochondrion. The record is from RefSeq and is a predicted model, not a curated record. Gene Ontology annotation, biological process: negative regulation of ATP-dependent activity.